This is a messenger RNA of Microsporum canis CBS 113480, 867 nucleotides long. RefSeq lists its product as hypothetical. The transcript is spliced from 3 exons. The record is from RefSeq and is a predicted model, not a curated record. Bases 1 to 867 code for a protein of 288 amino acids. Lineage: Eukaryota; Fungi; Ascomycota; Eurotiomycetes; Onygenales; Arthrodermataceae.
AUGACGGAUACCUCCAUUGUAGGCAAAUGGUAUAACCAGAAUGCCUCCCUUGAACACAACAGACUUGUGAACUCUCGCAUCGAGUACUCUAUAACGAUGAGAGCGAUUAAGCAGUGCCUCGACGAGCUUGCAACCACGUCUCGCAAUCAAAUCCGUAUUCUGGACCUCGGUGGCGGAACUGGAAGAUAUGGUCUGGCGUUCAUCUCUUUUUCUUCACUUGUGCGAGGGGUUAAGAUCAAGAAAUAUGCGGCGAGAUUUGCCAACGAAAGCGGAGUAAUUCUCGGAAACAUUGUCCAAGCAGAUGCCCUACAGGUCAGAAACAACGAGCUGCUCUUCCGAAGGGGUCACUACGACCUUGUCCUUUGCAUGGGCCCAAUGUACCAUCUACUAGAAGAGUCAGAGAGGCUGUCUUUGCUGGAAUCAUGCACCCUGAUGACAAGGCCUGAAGGCUUCGUUAUAACCGCAUUCGUCACAAAAUACGCACAUCUUCGUGAUAUUGCUCAGAGGGACCCAAAGCGUCUGAAAGGCGAGGCCGAGUUUUAUGCCCGGUAUCUGUCAACAGGGAAAUACACUCGCAAUUUAACAAAUAUCGUCUCCCAUCACAUCGAUGUCAGUGAAAUACGGGGUCUUUUUGACAAGCUGCAACACAAUGGGCUGGCAAAUAUUCGUCUUGAAAGCCUCGUCGGAUGCGAAGGAUUUCUAGGUGGUGGUUUGGGAGCGAAUAUUGAUGUCAAUGAUAGGGAGACAUAUGAAGCGUGGGUGGACAUUCUGGCAAAAUAUUCAACAGAUCCUCACGUUCUGGGUGCAUCUGAUCACAUUGCUGCAGUAGCCCGGCGUGUCAUGUGUGAAGUUGUUAUCACCAUAUAA